AUGUCAUCGAUCACGACCACCCCGAAAGCACUCGUUGGUGUCAUAGGUGGAUCUGGAUUGUACAAACUAAACAAUCUGGCACCCAUUGAGGAAGUUAACCCUGAAACCCCAUGGGGCUAUCCCUCCUCGCCCAUAACAAUUGCUGAGCUUCCUACCGGACAUCGCGUUGCUUUCCUGGCGCGUCAUGGGACCGCGCACUCGAUCUCUCCAUCGACAGUCCCCUCUCGAGCCAACAUCGCCGCUUUACGUUCGCUUGGGAUCCGCGCAAUUUUGGCCUUCAGUGCCGUGGGAUCUCUCCGGGAAGAAAUCCGUCCCGGAGAUUUCAUUAUUCCAUCACAGAUCAUUGAUCGCACGAAAGGAAUACGGAAAGCUAGCUUCUUUGACGAGACGAGCGUCGUCGCACACGCUAUGUUUGGAGAUCCCUUUGAUAAAGAAUUAUCUAACUUCGUCGGGCCCCUCGUCAAAGAAGCGAUCGAAGGGGAUGGCAGUGCUCCGGAAAAACAGUUACACACGGACAAAACAGUGGUCUGCAUGGAAGGUCCACAGUUCUCCACUCGCGCGGAGAGCCUCAUGUACCGAGCAUGGGGAGGCGAUAUCAUCAACAUGAGCGUCCUGCCAGAGGCUAAGCUAGCGAGAGAGGCUGAGCUCAGCUACACGCUCAUUGCGACAGCCACUGAUUAUGAUGCCUGGCGUGCGGGCUAUGAGCCUGUGACUGUCGCGGAAGUCGUGAAGACUCUGCAUGAUAACGCCGAAACGUCCCGGAAAGUGAUCGCCACUAUCUUAGGCCAUGUUCAUGACGUGGUAGAAAGAGGGACUCUUUUGAAGAGCGCUGAGGGCGCAAUGAGAUACUCCAUGGUGACGCCUAAGAAUCAUCAAAACCCAGAGGAUAAGCUGAAGCUGAAGUUCAUUUUGCCACAGUACUUUAGCUAG
This is a messenger RNA of Cantharellus anzutake, 930 nucleotides long. Its product is annotated as Methylthioadenosine phosphorylase. The record is from RefSeq and is a predicted model, not a curated record. Gene Ontology annotation, molecular function: S-methyl-5-thioadenosine phosphorylase activity. The coding region runs from base 1 to 930 and encodes 309 amino acids. Gene Ontology annotation, biological process: nucleoside metabolic process. The transcript is spliced from 5 exons. Gene Ontology annotation, cellular component: cytosol. Lineage: Eukaryota; Fungi; Basidiomycota; Agaricomycetes; Cantharellales; Hydnaceae.